This is a messenger RNA of Naumovozyma castellii, 651 nucleotides long. It is a transcript of the gene TIM23, whose product is annotated as protein transporter TIM23. The record is from RefSeq and is a predicted model, not a curated record. NCBI's taxonomy places the organism in Eukaryota, Fungi, Ascomycota, Saccharomycetes, Saccharomycetales, Saccharomycetaceae. The transcript has a single exon. Bases 1 to 651 code for a protein of 216 amino acids.
AUGUCCUGGUUAUUCGGUGGUAACAAUAAUAAAGAUGAUACAAUAACUUCUCCCGAUGCUUCAUCGGGAUCCAGCACUUUGGGUUUCGAUACUUCCCAACUAACAAACGUGACCAACAUAAUCACCGGUCCUCAUGGAGGUUUCGAUCCUGCAAGAUUACAUCCAUUAGCAGGCUUGGAUAAAGGUGUGGAAUAUUUAGAUUUAGAAGAAGAACAAUUGUCCACCAUGGAAGGUUCACAAGGGUUGAUCCCAUCACGUGGUUGGACCGAUGAUUUAUGUUAUGGUACCGGUGCUGUAUACUUAUUAGGUUUAGGAUUUGGUGGACUUUCUGGAUUCUUCCAAGGUAUUAAGAAUAUUCCACCUAAUAGUCCCGGAAAAUUACAAUUGAAUACAAUAUUGAAUAGUAUUACUAAGAGAGGACCCUUCAUGGGGAAUAACGCAGGUAUCUUGGCGUUGAGUUAUAAUUUAAUUAAUUCUACCAUUGAUAGUUUCAGAGGUAAACAUGAUACUCCAGGUGCCAUCUUGGCUGGUGGGGUAACGGGGGCUAUAUUUAAAUCAUCCAAGGGUCUUAAACCAAUGGCAUACGCAUCUGCCUUAAUGGCUGCUGCUGCUGGUACAUGGGGGGUUGCCAAGAAGAGUGUUUUGGAAUGA